Molecule: messenger RNA, 1462 nt
Organism: Nothoprocta perdicaria
Lineage: Eukaryota; Metazoa; Chordata; Aves; Tinamiformes; Tinamidae
Gene: MGME1
Product: mitochondrial genome maintenance exonuclease 1
Exons: 5
Coding region: 370-1380 (336 amino acids)
Biological process (GO): mitochondrial DNA replication
Cellular component (GO): mitochondrion
Molecular function (GO): single-stranded DNA exodeoxyribonuclease activity
Source: RefSeq, a predicted model, not a curated record
UCAUUUCCCUCACUUAAGUCGCCCAUUCCUCUCCUGGAGCGUUUAUUGGAACUGCACCAUCAACUAGACUGAGGAAGUUAUGAGAAGUCUUUUUCUUUUACUUAUUUAUGUUUGAGAUCAGUUCUGGUUCAUUCUGCAGAACUUGGGCCAGUCUUAACCAGUCUUGGAUCAGAAACGUUGUGAAGGAGAAAGGAGAAAGUUGGUGCGUACACUGAGAUUUACCCAUUCCGUUUUGUUCUGUAUGCAUGACAGUAGAUCAAGAUGCACACCCCCGUUUUCUCUUUGUAAAUGAAGAAGUUAUGGUAACUUACAGAAUGUUUUUGACAGAAGAAAGAAAACUAUAAAUACCCACAAAUCCUCCGUUUCAGAAUGAAAUUCCUACAGCUACUGUCCAGAAGAUCUGCGGGACUGGAAAUGCUUUUUCAAGCAUAUUUGGGCCAAAACCAAGUCCCAUAUAUGUGCCUGACUACUUCCACUUGCCUUUAUAGUAAGAAGAAAAAAGUGAACGGUUAUGAACACGUCGAUCAAGAAAAGUACAAGAGUUUGGUCUAUUCUGUUACAUCUUUCAAAACCAACACUCGAACACCAGAGACAUUAUUUGAAGAAGAUAAUUUAUUAUAUGGGCCGGCAGAUAAACAUAGACCUCCAGCUAAAAAUGUUGAAACAAAAGCUCCAAAGAACUGUGUUCCGCUCAUAAACCCCAACAAAAGAAUUCUAGACAGUGGCUCUAAUCUUCCCCUGAAAAUUGGCUUGCAGAAAAACAAAAUACCCAGUGUCACCAAUAUUCUUCAACAGACGAUGCCUCCACAGCAAGCCCUUUACCUGGAAAAAUGGAAGCAGAAAAUGAUACUGGACCUUGGGAAAGACGGUUUUGCUGAGUACACCAAGAAUCUUUUUCUCCAAGGGAAUCUCUUUCAUACAACUUUGGAGUCUAUAUUACUGUCUGAGGAGACGCCAGCGAAGGGGCAAGGAGAAGACUCUGCUGUUUCUGGCUACUUAUCGAGUGUACAGCACGUUUUAAAAGAUAUCAGCGAAGUCAAAGCCCUGGAAAGUGCCGUUCAGCAUGAGACUCUGCAGUACCUGGGCCUGGUAGACUGCGUGGCCAAGUAUCGAGGCCAGUUAUGUGUGAUCGACUGGAAGACUUCAGAGAAAUCAAAACCAUCCCUGCAGAACACUUUUGACAACCCCUUGCAGGUUGCAGCAUAUAUUGGAGCCAUAAAUCAUGAUGUCAACUAUGACUUCCAGGUGAGUUGUGGACUCAUUGUGGUUGCCUAUAAGAAUGGCACCCCGGCACAUCCACAUUUCAUGGAUCCAGACCUGUGCUCUCAGUAUUGGAAUAAGUGGCUUCUGCGCCUUGAGGAAUACAAGGAAAAAAACUAAGCCACACAGAAAUGAACGACUUGAGGACAGAGCCGAAGAACUUUGCUCUGAUUUUAUCUUCCAUUUUAAUACAUAGCAUUUU